This is a messenger RNA of Psammomys obesus (fat sand rat), 10714 nucleotides long. It is a transcript of the gene Tulp4, whose product is annotated as TUB like protein 4. Lineage: Eukaryota; Metazoa; Chordata; Mammalia; Rodentia; Muridae. Gene Ontology annotation, molecular function: protein binding. The transcript is spliced from 14 exons. The record is from RefSeq and is a predicted model, not a curated record. Bases 1696 to 6333 code for a protein of 1545 amino acids.
UCCAGGACCUUCAAGUCAUGAAUAAUCUGAUGGUUCCAGAAUUAACCUGGAAAACAAACAUAUCAAGUGCCAGUUGAAGAGUGUAUCUGUAGAUGUAAACCUUUCUCUACAUAAAUACUUUUCAUAAGAAGACAGGCCUUUUCUGAACAUCAAGAGUUUUGCAACUGAUGAAAAUUAAUCUAACCAUCAGCUGGAACAGCUUCAUACCGCUGGGGACUGGAGUCUAUGGAGAACAGUUCAUCACUAAUGGCAGAUUUUCCUUAUGGUGUUCACAGACGAAGCAAGUUUGCAGAAGAAAAAAAAUUGCACAGAUUGAGCCUCAAGAGUACCUCUCCAAUUUAAGGAACAGACUUUAAACUCUGGACUGAAACUUAGUAACUUACUGUGGCUGUGUCAGAGUGAGGGGACAAAUCUGAAAAGGAAUGAAGGAACAGAUUCCUUUGCUUCUUCAGCUGACUAUUUGAAUUUUUAUUUAUUGUUUAUCUUUUUCUUUUCUGCAUAUAUAUGAUAUUUUAAAAUAUUAAUUGGAACUGUCCAUUACAAAAUAAAUAGCAAAGCUUUUUUUUUGGUCUAAAGGUUUGUGAACAGGCUGGAAUGUGGACAGGAAGGUAUCUUAAAGCUGUUCUAGGGAGAUGGUAGAGGACUGUUGAUACACACCUGGGCGCAUGGUUUAAAGACUUGCGUAUGAGAAGAUUAAUGGACUUAAUUCGAAGAUUGAUUUUUUUCAUUAAGUUACAAGAAUAUAUGAAUUUUAGGAGCAAAAGAGCAGAAAAACAAGUUUAAAGAGAAACAAACUCCUGACUUUUUGUAAGCGAGAAGUAGGAUUAAACUAAGGAAAAUAUUGGGUCUAGCCUCUGCCUCUGCCGAGGGAAGGGGCCUUGCUCCUGUCUCUAUGGCACUGAGGUUUGCUCCAGCCAGUGGAGGAGUCAUUCUAGGGAGUUCCCGUGUUCCUACAGAUACAGGGACAGUCUUUGAGGCAGGAAGCUUCUGAUUUUGAACACUGGGGAAAAGAGUCUUUUUCUUCCUAAAAUUUCGACUGCCGUCUGCAUGAGUUCUGAUCUGAUUUUGCACGUUAGAGUGCCUUUUUCCUUAUGCAGCCUCUCCCAGCUAUACGGCAGACAUUUGUCUAGUUCAGAAAACGCGCCAGAGGCGGGCUUCAGAGGGAAGAUGUUCUUAUGUGUUCAUUCUGUGCAUUUAAACUUUUGAAUAGAAAAUUCCAGCUAGAGGGAUUCUUAUCGCCUUAAGUUACUUGAAAUCCAUGUGUUUGCAUCCCUUUAUCUCUGGAAUCACAUUACAAAAAAAACAAAAAACUGGAAUCUCAGGCUGAGAAUAACCAAGCUGAGUAAAAAGAAAGAAAAGUGAUUCUCCAUCAUCACUUAUUAACAGCUCUUUCUCCAAAGGAUUGGCAUGUUUUUCCCCUAAGAACUUGAAAAUGAAAAUGGACCCCGUGUAUUUUUAGGCAUUACCUUUCUUAGCAGACUGACAUUAUCUUUUAUAGAGGCAUUUUUUCAUUAUGCAUUUGGUGGAUCUUUAUAAAAUACUGACCUAAUUAGACUCUAGAUCAGGUGUAACUAAAGGAGAAACAAACAAAACAAAACAAAAACCAAUAGAGCCCAACCAGAGAAAUAGCCCAAUGAAAGAACUUGGUUUGAAAUUCUCAGUACUUCUUAAGUGAAAUAAUUCAUUGCGGAAAGUAUGUAUGCAGCAGUGGAGCAUGGGCCUGUGCUUUGCAGUGAUUCCAACAUCCUCUGCCUGUCCUGGAAAGGGCGUGUCCCCAAGAGCGAGAAGGAGAAGCCAGUGUGCCGAAGGCGCUACUAUGAAGAAGGGUGGCUGGCCACAGGCAAUGGGCGCGGUGUGGUGGGGGUGACUUUCACCUCUAGUCACUGUCGCAGAGAUAGGAGUACACCACAGAGAAUAAACUUCAACCUGCGAGGCCACAACAGUGAGGUUGUGCUGGUGAGAUGGAAUGAGCCUUACCAGAAACUUGCCACAUGUGACGCAGAUGGAGGAAUAUUUGUGUGGAUUCAGUAUGAAGGCAGGUGGUCUGUGGAACUGGUCAAUGACCGUGGGGCUCAGGUGAGUGAUUUCACAUGGAGCCAUGACGGGACUCAAGCGCUUAUUUCAUAUCGAGAUGGGUUUGUCCUGGUUGGAUCUGUCAGUGGACAAAGGCACUGGUCAUCUGAAAUCAACUUGGAGAGCCAGAUCACAUGUGGUAUAUGGACUCCUGAUGACCAGCAGGUGUUGUUUGGCACAGCAGAUGGGCAGGUGAUCGUCAUGGACUGCCAUGGCAGAAUGCUAGCCCAUGUCCUCCUGCAUGAAUCUGAUGGCAUCCUGAGCAUGUCCUGGAAUUACCCCAUCUUUCUGGUGGAGGACAGCAGUGAGAGCGACACAGACUCAGAUGACUAUUCUCCUCCUCAAGAUGGCCCUGCAGCAUACCCCAUCCCUGUGCAGAACACCAAGCCUCUGCUCACCGUCAGCUUCACUUCGGGAGACAUCAGCUUAAUGAACAACUAUGAUGACUUGUCUCCCACUGUCAUCCGAUCGGGGCUGAAAGAGGUGGUGGCCCAGUGGUGUACACAGGGAGACCUACUGGCCGUUGCUGGGAUGGAGCAGCAGGCCCAGCUGAGUGAGCUGCCCAAUGGUCCUCUUCUGAAGAGUGCCAUGGUCAAGUUCUACAAUGUCAGAGGGGAGCACAUCUUCACGCUGGAUACACUUGUGCAGCGCCCUAUCAUCUCCAUCUGUUGGGGCCAUCGGGAUUCCCGGCUGCUUAUGGCCUCAGGACCAGCCCUGUAUGUGGUCCGUGUAGAGCAUCGAGUGUCCAGCCUCCAGCUGUUGUGCCAGCAGGCCAUCGCCAGCACCCUUCGAGAAGACAAGGACGUCAGCAAACUGACCUUGCCCCCUCGACUCUGUUCCUACCUCUCCACUGCCUUCAUUCCUACUAUCAAGCCCCCGAUUCCAGACCCCAACAACAUGCGAGAUUUUGUCAGCUACCCCUCAGCGGGCAAUGAGCGGCUACACUGCACCAUGAAACGUACAGAGGAUGAUCCAGAGGUUGGUGGGCCUUGCUACACACUCUACCUGGAGUAUCUGGGAGGACUCGUGCCCAUUCUCAAGGGGAGGCGCAUCAGCAAACUGCGGCCAGAGUUUGUCAUCAUGGACCCUCGGACAGACAGCAAAUCAGAUGAGAUCUAUGGGAACAGCUUGAUUUCUACUGUGAUUGAUAGCUGCAACUGCUCAGACUCCAGUGACAUUGAACUGAGUGACGACUGGGCUGCCAAAAAGUCUCCUAAAAUUUCCAGAGCUAGUAAAUCACCCAAACUCCCAAGGAUCAGCAUUGAGGCCAGAAAGUCACCCAAGCUGCCCCGGGCUGCUCAAGAGAUUUCUCGGUCUCCCCGAUUGCCCAUGCGCAAGCCCUCCAUGGGUUCACCCAGCCUGACUCGGAGAGAGUUUCCUUUUGAAGACAUCACUCAGCACAACUAUCUUGCUCAGGUCACAUCCAAUAUCUGGGGAACCAAGUUUAAGAUUGUGGGCUUGGCUGCCUUCCUACCAACCAACCUUGGUGCAGUGAUCUAUAAAACCAGCCUGCUGCAUCUCCAGCCUCGGCAGAUGACAAUUUAUCUCCCAGAAGUAAGGAAGAUUUCCAUGGACUAUAUUAAUCUACCUGUCUUCAACCCAAACGUUUUCAGUGAAGAUGAGGAUGAUUUACCAGUUCCAGGAGCAUCGGGCGUCCCUGAGAACAACCCACCUUGUACAGUGAACAUCCCCAUCGCACCAAUUCACAGCUCUGCUCAAGCUCUGUCUCCCACACAGAGCAUAGGGCUGGUGCAGUCCCUGCUGGCCAAUCAAAAUGUGCAGUUGGAUGUCUUGACCAAUCAGACAACAGCGGUAGGGUCAGUAGAGCAUGCGAGUGAUGCCACCCAAUACCCAGUCUCCAGUCGGUACUCUAAUCCUGGACAGGUGAUUUUCGGAGGUGUAGAAAUGGGCCGCAUCAUUCAGAAUCCUCCUCAGUUGCCUUUGCCACCACCGCCACCGCCACCACAGGGGCCUACGCAGCUGUCGGUAGUGGACCAUGGAGAGCGAGACCAUGAGCACCUGCAAAAGUCAGCCAAGGCCCUACGGCCAGUGCCUCAGCUGGCAGCAGAGGGGGAUGCAGUGGUUUUUGGUGCCCCCCAAGAGGUCCAGGUGGCAAAGAUGAAUCCCCCACCCCCCUACCCAGGAACUAUUCCUGCUGCCCCCACCACAGCAGCGCCCCCGCCCCCGCUGCCACCGCCACAGCCCCCAGUGGAUGUGUGUUUGAAGAAGGGUGACUUCUCACUCUACCCUACGGCAGCACAUUACCAGCCCCCCCUAGGCUAUGAGAGGAUUACCACCUUUGACAGCAGUGGCAAUGUGGAAGAGGUGUGCCGGCCUCGCACCCGGAUGCUCUGUUCACAGAACACCUACACUCUUCCUGGCCCAGGCAGUUCUGCCACCUUGAGACUCACAGGCACUGAGAAAAAGGUCCCCCAACCCUGCACCAGUGCCACUCUGAACCGCCUGACUGUCCCUCGAUACUCCAUUCCCACAGGAGACCCACCUCCAUACCCUGAAAUAGCUAGCCAGCUGGCCCAGGGGCGGAGUGCUACUCAAAGACUGGACAACAGUCUCAUCCAUGCCACCCUACGAAGGAACAACCGAGAGGUUGCACUUAAGAUGGCUCAGCUGACUGACAGCUCCCGUGCCCCUCUGCAGCCCCCGGCCAAGCCUAAGGGCGGCUCUGGUGGGGCAGUGGCUCAGCUCCCAGCAAGGCCUCCACCUGCCCUGUACACCUGCAGCCAGUGCAGUGGGGCAGGGCCCGGUCCACAGCCAGGUGCAGCCCCGGCCCACGCUAUCAGCCCCUCCCCCCUGGCCUCCCAGUCCUCCUACAACCUUCUCAGUCCUCCUGACAACUCUCGUGAUCGUACUGAUUAUGUCAACUCAGCCUUCACUGAGGACGAGGCCCUGUCUCAGCACUGUCAGCUCGAGAAGCCUCUGAGGCAUCCCCCACUUCCUGAAGCUACUGUCACUAUGAAGCGGCCUCCCCCUUACCAGUGGGACCCUGUGCUGGGUGAGGACGUUUGGGUUCCCCAGGAAAGGACAGCACAACCUGCAGUGCCCAACCCUUUAAAACUGUCCCCUCUGAUGCUAGGGCAAAGCCAGCACCUGGAUGUGGCUCGAGUGCCCUUUGUCUCUCCCAAGUCUCCGUCCAGCCCCACUGCCACCUUCCAGACAGGCUAUGGGAUGGGAAUGCCAUAUCCAGGCAGCUAUAACAACCCCUCUUUGCCUGGAGUGCAAGCUCCGUGCUCUCCUAAGGAUGCCCUGUCCCCAGCACAGUUUGCACAGCAGGAGCCUGCUGUCGUACUUCAGCCAGCGUACCAGCCCAGCCUUUCCUAUUGUACCUUGCCCCCCACAUACCCAGGAAGCAGCACAUGCUCCAGUUUACAGAUGCCGCCUAUCGCCUUGCACCCUUGGAGUUCCUACAGCACCUGCCCGCCCAUGCAAAAUCCCCAGGGCACUCUCCCCUCCAAGCCCCACUUAGUGGUGGAGAAGCCUCUUGUGUCCCCCCCACCUGCCGAGCUCCAAAGCCACUUGGGCACAGAGGUGAUGGUAGAGACUGCAGACAAUUUCCAAGAAGUCCUCUCUCUGACAGAAAGCCCUGUGCCCCAGAGAACAGAAAAAUUUGGAAAGAAGAACCGGAAGCGCCUGGAUAGCAGAGCAGAGGAAGGAAGUGUUCAGGCCAUCACUGAGGGCAAAGUCAAAAAGGAUGCUAGGACUCUGAGUGACUUUAAUUCUCUCAUCUCCAGCCCCCGCCUGGGGAGAGAGAAGAAGAAAGUGAAAAGUCAGAAAGACCAGCUAAAGUCAAAGAAGUUGAACAAGACAAACGAGUUCCAGGACAGCUCAGAAAGUGAGCCUGAGCUGUUCAUCAGUGGGGAUGAGCUGAUGAACCAGAGCCAGAGCAGCAAGAAGGGGUGGAAAAGCAAAAGGAGCCUUCGGACAGCCAGCGAGCUGGAGGAAUUCAAGUGCCGCAAAGCCAGUGAGAAGGAAGACGGGCGGCUGGGCAGCCAGGGCUUCGUGUAUGUGAUGGCCAACAAGCAGCCUCUGUGGAAUGAAGCUACACAGGUGUACCAGCUGGACUUUGGAGGAAGAGUGACCCAGGAGUCUGCCAAGAACUUCCAGAUCGAGUUGGAGGGGCGACAGGUGAUGCAGUUUGGACGGAUUGAUGGUAACGCAUACAUCCUAGACUUCCAGUACCCCUUCUCAGCUGUGCAGGCUUUUGCUGUUGCCCUCGCCAAUGUGACUCAGCGCCUCAAAUGAAGAGACAGAUGGAGGAGAAGACAUGCCAAGAGCCUUUGGAGGCAGAACUAACGCUGCUACCACCCAGGAGGACCAGAGACACUGGCAGGAGAAGCCAGCACGCUGGGAGGGUGCUGGUCUUUAGGCUGGUCCUUUGUUCAGUUAGCUUUUAUUGUCUCUUUUCUUGUUUUGAUAGCUCCAUAUUUGGAACCAGGAAUUUGAGGCAUCUUGUGUUCUUGAAGGUAGGAUAGCUUGGCUACAGAGUGUUUUUACUGAACUUACUUCUCAUGACUAGGACAAGGGCCUGUGGAAAGAAGACAGAUUGCCUUGAGUCUGCUCUUCUUUUAGACAUAGAGUGUGUCAGUGUUCAUUCUUCAUGUCUGGCCUGUUACCUUUACAACAUUAUGUUGUUGUUGUUUUUUUAACAUAACCCAAACUCUGGAAGAUUCAGCUUAUAUUGUGGGGGGGAGGACAGUGUUUAAUUCACACAUAUGUGCUGCUCAAUACCUGGAUGAAUGUACCUGGAUGAAUGCAGGACAUGUAUGCAAAUGCCUUGUGCUCUGCUGAUGUAAGCCACAGUAAAUGCUGUCACAGUAUGAAUGUGCUGUGGUAGGCUGUGGAGAGGAAGGGACUGCCAUGGAGACAGGCUCACAGCACUCUGCAGGCACCUGGCUGAGCUGCUGGUGUGGCUUGUGCAAGAGCUGUUCUCACCCAAGGGUAGUAGUUGAGAACCCCGUUUCAUGUGUCAGAAUUGCAUGGGGUCACUAGUGUGACCCAUCUUCUUUCAGAGAAGGUAAGAGAUUUCAGUGGGCCGAUCCAGGCUGGGCCAGAGCUUGGCUUAUAUCACAGCCAUUAGAUACCCCCACUUCACAAAAACACAGCCUUUGUUCUCCUACUCCUUUGUUUUCAUCUGGAGCAUCUUAUUGUAGUCAUCUUUCUUAUUAGACCUCAUUGCUCUGUCUUUUCUACAGUGUGAAUGCGACUACACGGUCCCUUCCCUUGGCCACAUUAGAGUUCAGUUGAGUCAAAGGCUUUCCACCAACUCGAAGUGUAAUAAAAAUAUUUGUGCAUUGCCCAGAGUGUUACAAGAUAAGGGUAUGCUCAGAUCUUUGGGGAAAACUCCACAGUAUGCUCUAAGGGACAAGAACUGUCUUUGGGUUUGUGGACUGUACUAAAAAAGGCGCCACUGGGAAAGCCUUGUUGAGACUGUCACUGGCUGUCUGUACUUCAUUCAUUCUGCCUGUAGUAUUUUUUCCCAGUUUCUUCAAAUGGGAACAUACCUUGGACAAAUACCUAAACUUGAUAGUAAGACACCGUUCUUGCUGUUGCUGUUACCUGUGAUGUUUAUUCUGAGAGCACAAGAACUGUCUACAGGCUUUGACUUCUAACUUUGGGUUUUAUAUGAAAGCUGACAAGUGGAAGAUGCUACAGGAAAUUCUUAAACAUUGGUGUGUGUGUGUGUGUGUGUGUGUGUGUGUGUGUGUGUGUGUUUCUUGUGUUUUGUUUAAGAAUUAGAAAAGAAACUGAUUUCUUUAGCUGAGCAAAAUUAAUUUGCUCUUUAUUCCUUUCCAAAUUCCAAAGACAUACUGACAAGAACAUUGCCCAGCCGAUACUGGAGUUUCCCAUUUUAUAAUUUAAGAUACAGGAGCUGAUUCCUGGGUGGGUCAGUUGUCCCAGGAAGAGUUGAACAGUAUAUUAGGAAUUACUGUGUUGGUUUACGCAAGUUUCUUGUAGCUUGAGAAGGUGUUUCAGUGCUUAUCGCUAGUUGUGCAAUACGAUUGUAGCCUUUCUGUUUAUGGAGUAAUUGAAAUGCAGUUGUCGUUGUUUUGCUGUCUAAGAGACAGUUAUUUAUCUUGCUCUUUAUAGUAUUCUUGGGAACUAUUUUGUUACUAUGUAUGGUGAUUUAUGCCCAUUUUAUUAUUUAUUUAGAAAAAUAGUACCUUUGUAAUGACUUAUUUGGUGGCAAUAUAUUUUGCUGCAAAAAAUAAAAAGAAUAUGACAGAAGGAUUUUUUUGCUGGGAUACUUUAUAACUUUCUUGAGAGUUGGGAGAAAAUCUUAUUAAUCCCUUAAAAAAUGAGUUCACUCUUUAUCUCACUAUUGAUCAUAUGCAAAAUAGGCUAUUUCUUUAAGAUAGCAUACCCUGAGGUAGUAUUUCUCUUUCUUUUGAAAAUUUUAGAUAAAAGUAAAAAAUGGUAGGACACAAGGAAGGUGAGACCUCUUCGAUAAGAACAGCAAAUAAUCUUCAAAUUUGGGUUUUUUGUUUUGUUUUGUUUUUUGUUAAAACUGGAUUUUUGCAAAAACUUCAAAAGUCAUACUUUACAACUUUGCUAACUAAGAACAGAUGUAGCAGAAAUCCUAAAUGGUACUUUCUGUCCAUGGGAAUACAGACUUCCUGUCUUGAAUAACGCUUGACCUGUGAGCUGCAGGAGCAUGUGCCAGAAGCACGUGCCACCCCUCGGGUUUCCUGUGAGCAGGAGGCCGCCUGCUGCAGCAGUUGUCACAGUGUCAUUUAAGGUAAUGGCUUCUUGUAAAAAUUGCCUCAUCCAGUCAGCAGGACUUAAUAAAACUCUCAAAUUAAGGCUUUAAGUAACAUAAUUCUAGGUACUUCGUGAUUAUUAAAAGCAAUUUGUGAAUGUCCUGAUGUCUCAUUAGAAUCCUAAAUUAAAAACAGUCAACUACAUAGGGGCUUUAUAGGAAAACAGUAUAUUAAACAUAAAAGCCAAUGUUAGGUUUGUUUGGCUCUAACAUCAUCAAAACAAAGGUCAUGUACACUACUCACUUGAAUGUAUAUCCUGAGAAAAACUGGGAUCAAUAAAGCUAGAAAUACUAAGAUCUCUAAUGGACAUAGAAAGUAAAAGCUUUUGUAUAUGGGUACUCUUCAUCCACAGCUCUGUGCUCUUGUGUAAUGCCCUUUCUGUAUUCAAAGGUCAGGGUCCCAAGGUUGAAUUGCUUUGUCAUGGGUGGGGCGUGACUUUGGGCAAGCCCCUGGGAUUAUCUGGCCUCUUUUGUCCAUCUCUUAAAUGAAAGGGACACCUAGGCAAGCUUGAAAACUCUGUUCUAGCUCCAGUACCUGAGAGCUCAGAAUUCAGGAGCUCAUCUUCCCCUUCACAGGGGUGAAAAUUCAUUUCAAAACAUGGUCUUUUUGUAGAAGAAAUAAGUUCUUUUCCUGAGUUUGUGAGCUGUCUCCUGUCUCCUGAGUGGAAACCAGCAUAUUACCGUGUCUUUAAAAGUUCUCCUAAAUGUGUUUGCAAUAAUGUUUAUUCUACUAAAAUUAUAGAAGCACCAAAUCAAGUACAGUGUAGUCCCCCAUGAGUGAGGUCUCCCCAGUGGACCCUUACGCAAAAUAAGGCACUAAAUGCACCUAAAACUGGGAGUGGGUUCAGAGAGAAAAGGAGUGGUCAAGGCUUGCCUCCUUUGGUGUGCUCAUGUGUAAGCGCUACACUGUUUUUCAAAUUCAAAAGGCUUUCUGUGGAAAGGGAACCCGUGUUGUCCUGUGUGCUGUGGACGGGUUGACAGCAUUAGUUGGGUUGGAACUGUCAUUUAAUUCCUGGGAAUUUAUGGUAGCAUACGGUUCAGAACUCUACACCUCUGUGUAUCUCCUUAUCCCUGGCUGAUAAACUGGAGGAUUGUGGCUUAUUUUGUUUCCUUUUUUUUUUUUUUUUUUUUUUUUUUUGGCUUGUGCAGUUUUCUUGUGACAUUAAUUGUAUCUAUAUUUUCUGUUUACAAGUUGAUUUUAAGGGAAAAGGUAGGAUUUUUAAGAUCUUGUUUAUUGUAGAUAAUUUUAUUCUCGUGUUGUGGAAAAGCAUGGGUUAUAUACAUUUGAGUGAAAAAGGCACUGUAUUAUUUACCAAAGGUGUAUUGUUUGCAUUUGUUUACAAAUGCAUUAUUUUAGUACUGUAAAUUUGGGCAUAAUUUCCGAGUUUACUACUAUGGCUACUGCUGGCAUCUUUCUCCUUCCUUCUCAUCUUUUUAUUCCCAUAAAUGUGCAAUGUGGGGUGCAAAGCUCACAGACCAAACAAGACCACCAGCAUGUUCGUGUCCACACUUUGGGAACAGCGUACACUGUUUCGUGCACAUCAGUCCCUCUGGUGUUGUUUUUUAUUCUUUCUUUUGUUUUAAUUCAGCAUCUUGCUUUGUUGAACUUUCCAGACAAGGUCUGUUGAGAGUCACCAUUGCAUCUCAAUGAGCUCUCUCUUAUUUGCUUAUCUUUGUAUGUAUUUUGUAUUCUAGACUGUGCAGAAAGUAUUCUAGAAGGGAUUGAUGCUUUGCAUUCAAAUGAUGUAGUUUGUCCAAAUUAUUUUGCCUUUAAAAUUGAGAUGGGUUAAUACCCAUUUUUUUCUUGAUGAUUUGAAAUUGUAAAAUUUGUCCAGCUAUUGCUUAAUAAAAUUUUGCAGAUCAAAA